GAAAUCAAGAAAUAAUAGUUGACUUAGAAAGAAAAUCUUUUUUUCUGAGCAUUUCAACUCUUUCAAUUCAGGUGAUGACGAUUUUGGAGACGAUGAUGAAGAUACAGUAACCUUUGGCGGAGGAAAUUUCAAAACUAAGGAGAAGAAUAAAAAAGAAAAACAUUCGGAUUCGUCUUCUGAUUCCAGCAGUAGCAGCGACUGUUUUUCUGAUCAUGAUAGUGAUUUUUUUGACAAACUUACACGAGAAGAUUUCUUGAGUGAAGACGAAAAUGUAGGUCAAAACGACGAACCCUCUCAAGUACAUCCUCCAUUACAACACGAUUCUUGGCAAAAACCUCCAUCAAAAAUUCAUUCUGAUGAUGAUGAAGAAAAACGCAGGCGAAGUGUUCUCAACGGAGAUAAUGAUGGGAACAGGGAAUCAGUACUAGCUCGAGAACGACUUGGGGAAAUGGGGCCUCCAGAUGGAGUAGGACACAACAUCAAACCAUCGCCAGUACAUCCUCAAUUACGACAAGAUUAUGGGCAAAAACCACCAUCAGAAAUUGAUGACGAUGAUGAUGAAGAAAAACGUAGGCUGCGCACUCUCGACGGAAAUUAUGAUUGGGAAAAGGAGUCGGCACUAGCUCGAGAACGUCUAUUCAGGGAAAUGGGGCCAGAUCAAGACGAUGAAACCAACGAAGAAUUAAUUGUUCUGGAGAAAAGAAUAUUUUGGACAUUGAUACAUUACAACACAGGGGACGAGGAAUCGAGAAAACAAUUAUUGAUGAGAGAUCCCAAUAUAAUAAAUGACAUAGAGAGGUACAAAAAAUUACAUCGGAUGAAGCGGACUUCACGCAAAUCUCAUUCGCCCGGAUCACCAGAUCAUUCAUCGAGAGAAAAUGGAAGCGGAGGAAGAGUCGAUAAUUCCAUCCAAGAUAGCCCAACGCAUGGGAGAUCAGCUCAACUCCCCCCAGGAUCUUCACCACAUCAUCACGUCGGAGAAACUGAAAAUGGAGGAAGUUCCCAUCCUCCAAGCACAAUUCAUCCUCCACCGGGAGCGUACUCCGGUAGUCCACCAGGACCACCUAGAUCACAAUCGGGAGGAAUAGAUAAAUCUGCUUCAGGGAAUGAUCGAUCUGGAGAAUCAUCAGAUUGAAAAAUUGAACUAAUCGAAGAAAUCAAAUGUAGAAAUUUCAACAACUAUAUCGGUGUCUCAAGAAAAGCAAAAAUCCUCGAACUGAAGAAGUAGUACACUUGAAACAAAAAAUACGCGAGCGAGGAUCCAUCAUCCGGCGAUAGAAUUUCCGACAAUUGAUUUGGGAAAUUAAUUCAUCAUUCAUUGUACAUACUAACACCCAAUCAAACUCAACCAACACUAAGAAAAUUACAAUCAGUCGUUGCGCUUGCUACUUCUGCGGCCAUCAUGUAUUUAGAUAGGUACAUAUUUUAUGAUCAUUUUCAUGCUGUGAGUUAAAUAUAUUAUGUACUUCAAUAUUUAACAGUCCAUAGUCCUCCAACAAGAAUUAAGCCUAAGAAAAAAUUUGGACAUGUCAUAAUUAUAGCACAUGUGUUC
Messenger RNA from Planococcus citri (citrus mealybug), 1552 nucleotides. RefSeq lists its product as uncharacterized. The coding region runs from base 449 to 1135 and encodes 228 amino acids. The record is from RefSeq and is a predicted model, not a curated record. Lineage: Eukaryota; Metazoa; Arthropoda; Insecta; Hemiptera; Pseudococcidae. The transcript is spliced from 9 exons.